This is a messenger RNA of Lycium ferocissimum, 1663 nucleotides long. RefSeq names its product long chain base biosynthesis protein 2a-like. NCBI's taxonomy places the organism in Eukaryota, Viridiplantae, Streptophyta, Magnoliopsida, Solanales, Solanaceae. The transcript has 12 exons. Gene Ontology annotation, cellular component: serine palmitoyltransferase complex. Bases 10 to 1476 code for a protein of 488 amino acids. The record is from RefSeq and is a predicted model, not a curated record. Gene Ontology annotation, biological process: sphingosine biosynthetic process; ceramide biosynthetic process. Gene Ontology annotation, molecular function: serine C-palmitoyltransferase activity; pyridoxal phosphate binding.
GUUGAAGAAAUGGUGAGCAAAAUUCCAUACUUCACCGCUAUAACCACCUACUUCAGCUGUGCCAUGCUCUUCGCCUUUGGCAAACUUCGUGAUACCUUCUCAAAAAUCUUCGUUAAUUGGUGGCAUUCCACUAAUCUUCAGGGAUAUGCACCCAUCAGCGAAGGACAUGAACAUUUCAUUAUGCAGUUGUAUGCUCGGAUUGAGGAUUGUUUUGAACGACCAAUAUGUAGUCCUCCGGAUGCUUGGUUUGAUGUGGUGCACCGUGUGGCCAAUGACAACAACAAAGUACUAAAGCGGACGAAAAAAGUUUCGAGGUGCCUGAACUUGGGAUCAUAUAAUUAUCUUGGUUUUGCUGCAUCUGAUGAAUAUUGUUCACCUCACAUAAUUGAGUGUUUGAAAACAUUUUCCGCAAGCACUUGUAGUACUCGUGUUGAUGGAGGCACCACAAUAUUACAUACUGAAUUAGAAGAGUAUGUUGCUAAAUUUGUUGGAAAACCAGCUGCUAUUGUUUUUGGCAUGGGUUAUGUAACAAACUCAGCCGUGCUUCCUGUCCUGAUAGGAGAGGGAGGUUUGAUUAUUAGUGAUUCUCUGAACCAUGGCUCUAUUAUCAACGGAGCUAGAGGAUCUGGAGCCUCCAUACGUGUUUUUCAACAUAACACACCGUCGCAUUUGGAGAAAGUUUUACGAGAGAAUAUUGCUGAGGGACAACCAAGAACUCAUAGCAGGUGGACUAAGAUAAUUGUUGUGGUGGAAGGCAUAUAUAGCAUGGAAGGGGAGCUUUGCAAGCUUUCAGAGAUUAUUGACAUAUGCAAGAAGUACAAGGCAUAUGUUUAUCUGGACGAGGCUCACAGCAUUGGGGCAGUCGGUAAAACAGGAAAGGGGGUAUGUGAGUUCUUGGGAGUUGAUAAUGCAAAUGUGGAUGUUAUGAUGGGAACUUUCACAAAGUCAUUUGGAUCCUGUGGGGGUUAUAUUGCGGGAUCCAAGGAACUUAUUGAAUAUUUGAAGCACACUUGCCCAGCACAUCUAUAUGGAAUAUCCAUAUCACCUCCAGCUGCCCAACAAAUAAUUUCUGCUAUUAAGGUUAUGCUUGGUGAAGAUGGUUCCAAUAGAGGAGCACAGAAAAUAGCGCGCCUACGUGACAAUUGCAACUUCUUCCGUUCUGAACUGCAGAAGAUGGGCUUCGAUGUUCUGGGAGACUAUGAUUCACCCGUGAUGCCCAUCAUGCUCUAUAAUAUUGCAAAACUACCUGCUUUUUCACGAGAGUGUCUUAAACAGAACGUAGCCGUUGUGGUAGUUGCUUUUCCAGCUACCCCUUUACUUUUGGCCAGAGCACGCUUAUGUAUUUCUGCUGCCCACUCAAGGGAAGAUCUCAUCAAAGCAUUAGAGGUUAUCAGCAGAGUUGGUGAUCUAGUGGGUAUUAAAUACUUGUCUGCUGAGCCCAAGAAAAAGCAGCUGCUGGAAGAAAACCAAGCUUAACAGUUGAUGCUUUGUGUUAUUGCUUUGAAAAAGACGGAAUUACUAAUUCUAAACUUAUGUAUUAAAGCUUUAAAGUGGACUACAACUUACGUUCUAAUUUUAGAAUGCAAAUAUUCUAAAUUAGUUAAUUAUUUGUUUGACAAAAAAACAAUCCAAUUUAAUCUAUAUAACUAAACUGACAAAUUUU